Amphibalanus amphitrite is the source of this 2077-nucleotide messenger RNA. Its product is annotated as neural Wiskott-Aldrich syndrome protein-like. NCBI's taxonomy places the organism in Eukaryota, Metazoa, Arthropoda, Thecostraca, Balanomorpha, Balanidae. Gene Ontology annotation, molecular function: actin binding; small GTPase binding. Gene Ontology annotation, biological process: actin filament organization; regulation of Rho protein signal transduction. The record is from RefSeq and is a predicted model, not a curated record. The coding region runs from base 55 to 1569 and encodes 504 amino acids. The transcript has a single exon.
UCGUUGUUGAUUCAGCUCCUCUGUCCUGACAGGUAGCGUCACACCAUUACGGCCAUGACGAUGCCGAUGCGGCCGCCGCCGCCGGCCGCUGGCGUGCAGUCGAGCCGCCCGGCGGAGAACGUGCCCACCCAGCUGCUGACCCCGGAGGAGAACCAGCGCCUGUUCCGGCUGCUGGGCGAGCGCUGCCAGACGCUGGCCACCGCCAUCGUGCAGCUGUACUGCACCAGCCCGCCCACGCACACCGCCUGGAUCCGACACGACACGGGCGUCGUUUGCUUCGUGCGCGACAACUCGCGACGCGCCUACUUCCUGCAGCUCUACUCGGCCGACGCGCGCCUCUGGGAGCAGGAGCUCUACCAGAACUUCAAGUACAGCCGCACUCGGAAUUUCUUCCACACAUUUGAGGCUCACGAUUGCCGAGCGGGGCUCAACUUUGCCGAUGAGUCGGAGGCUGACCAGUUCGGUAGGCGCAUUGAAGAGCACCUGCACAACAAGCAGCUCAAGAAGGAGCAGCGCUUCCGGUCCCGUCAGAUGGGCGAAAGUCGCCACUCGAACGGCACCCUGCCACGCUCGGGCACCAUGCCUCAGCAGCGGCCAGCACCCACGCAACAGCUUGACCGUGGUCUGCCGCGAGGAAAGCAGAAGAGAAACAAACUGAGCAAGGCCGACAUCUCGCUGCCUACCAACUUCCAGCAUAUCUCGCAUGUUGGUUGGGACCCACACAAAGGCUUCGACCUGGAGAACGUCGACCCCAAUCUGAAACAGUUCUUCAACCGAGCUGGUGUGUCAGACACUCAGCUACAGGACCAGGACACGCGGAAGUUCAUCUACGACUUCAUCGACAAGCACGGCGGUGUAGAGGCGGCCAUCAAGGAGGUGCACCAGCUGGGUGUGCCGGGAGCGGCGCCCGGGCCGCCGCCACCGGUCCCCACUCGGCAGCCGCCGGCGUCCGGCCGGCCAACAGCCCCGCCGGCGCCGCCAGUCCGCUCCACACCGCCCCUGACGCACAGCGGCGCCGCGCCGCCGCCGCCGCCCAGCCGCACCCGGCAGGCGCCGCCGCAGCCGCCGUCCGCCGCCGCCAAGCCGGGCGCCCCAGCGCCGCCGCCCCCGCCGCCAGUACCCAGUUCAGCGCCUCCUCCUCCUCCGCCUCCGCCGCCGCCCCCGCCCGCGGGCGUACCGGCGCCGCCGCCGCCGCCCCCGCCGCCGUCAGCAGCCGCCAAACCGGGCCUGCCCGCGGUCUCUGACAGUCGCAGUCAGCUGCUGGACUCCAUCCGGGCGGGCACCACGCUGCGGCCUGUAGCGGCCUCCAAUGACACGGGAGGCAGCGGCGGCGGUAGCGGCGGCGGUGGCGGCCGGGAUGACCUGAUGGCACAGAUCCGCGGCGGUGCCACCCUGCGACACGUCACCGACAAACCGGCGCCUGCGCCCGCGGCCUCCGAGGCGCCGCCGCCCGGCCUGGCCGGCGCCCUGGCGCGCGCGCUGGCCGACCGGAAGCGCGUCAUCCAUUCCAGUGACGAAGACGAUGAUGACGACGAUGAGGAAGACGAUGAUGACGAGUGGGAGGACUAGAAGAAGCCGGAGGACGCUGGGGAUUGGUCGCCGCCGUGCACGCCGCGGUGAGAUCUGUCUGAGUCGCCAUCGUGCCUUCCCAUCCACCGGUGGGGCCGUUCCCAGGGUGAUGAAGCCCUGUCUCGGCCACAGUUCAGCGAUUGGGGCGGGAGUAUCGUGUUCGACCUCUGUAACGAUUGCAGUGCCCUGACGUCGGGGUUACAGUCUUAUUGCUUUGCAAGAUCGUAAGCAGGUUAAUCGCGGCGAAUCUAUAUUAAAGCGUUUGCUGAGUGGUGUGAUUGAAUGAAAAGGAGAUGAUUUGUUCAUUUACCACUGAGGCGAAUUUAAGGUGUCAGAGGAAUGUAUGUUGUAGCACUUUGUUAACGAUAUAUUAUAUAAUGCAUAUUCCUUGACUAGUCCUGUCUUUGGGGUAUUUUCGAAAGACGAUGGGCAAGAUGGCGAAUAUUGGCGGUAACAUCUAUGGUUUGUGAAUCAUACUUGCGAAAUAAAUCGUGUUCAGUGAUUAAAA